Numida meleagris (helmeted guineafowl) is the source of this 1677-nucleotide messenger RNA. It is a transcript of the gene MCRIP2, whose product is annotated as MAPK regulated corepressor interacting protein 2. NCBI's taxonomy places the organism in Eukaryota, Metazoa, Chordata, Aves, Galliformes, Numididae. Bases 375 to 1241 code for a protein of 288 amino acids. The record is from RefSeq and is a predicted model, not a curated record. The transcript is spliced from 5 exons.
ACGCGCGUGGCCCGCGUCCUCCCGUUCCCGUGCUGUCCCCUGUCCUACGCAACCCCCCUAUGGGCCACAGCGGCCGCGCGCCCUCUGCCCCACACUACGUCCCACGCCCUACGCGCCCCAUGUGGCACCGCCUCCCACGUGCUUCCUCUGUCCCACAACCCCCAACGCGUGUUCCCGCACACCCCGACCUGCCCCACGCGUUCGCGAUCCCCAUGCGAGUCUCCCACCCUUCACGCGCACUCCCCGCAAGCGCGCCGCUGUCCCUUUAAGGCCGGGGGGGCGUGCCGAGAGCCUGUGAAAGGCCCGGCGCGGGGCACGGGGUGCACUCGGCCGGGGGGAGCGGCGGGGCUGUGCCGGGCUCGGGGGCCCGCACGAUGUACACGCUGACGCGCGGCCCCAGCAAGUUGGCCACGCAGCGCCGCACAGCAGCCGGUGGAGAGCAAGGUGGGCGAGCCGCGGGGCCGGCUGCAGCCCGGAGCCUGGUCCCCCGCCAGGAAAAGCCUCGUUGUUUUUGGGCUGUCGUCCCACUGCCUUCAUCCAGAGCGGAGCUGGAGCCUGGAAAGCACAUUACCCUGCUUGGCUGCGAGGGCUGGGGUCUGACUGCUCGGUGUGGUGGCCUCCUCGGGGGCAGCUUGGGGGACAGCCGUGUCCAUCAGUCCAUCCUUCCCCUCUGCUGGAGUGGGGGUGGCUGGGAUAGGGCUUCCUGUGCAGGUGGCACAGAAGGGCUGCGUGGCCAUAUUCUGCCCGUGUUGCACACGGGGCUGGGGGCUGCAGCUGGCCAGAUGUUCACCGCCGGCUGCAGCAGCGCUGAGCGCAUCUGGUGCCAGCAGGAGCUGGUGGGGCCGUGCAGCGAUGCACGUGGGGCGGUGGGGAUGCCCUGCUCCUUGCGUGCCCCUCGCCUGGAGUUCGCUGCCCGCGCCGCCCUUCUCCCCUCAAUCCCCGCUUUCCCCAGCCCAGCCCAGAGGCUCAUCUUCAACAGAGUGAACAGCAAACGGUCGCAGGUGCUGCUGCUGGACACCUCUGCGCCCAAGGAGAGCUACACGGCUGCGCACGAGGAGAACGUCCGCUUCGUCUAUGAAGCCUGGCAGGAGGUGGAGCAGCAGCUGGAUGGGGAGCAGAGGGCGGAGAGCGCCCAUGGGCCUGUGCAAUACGUAGAGAAAACCCCGAACCCCCGGCUGAAAGACUUUGUUCCCAUUGACUUGGAGGAGUGGUGGGCGAAUCAAUUUCUGGCCAAAGUUUAAAGCUGCUCAUAAAAGGGAAGAAGGUCUUUUUCAUUCUUACUUUUUUUUUUCUUUUUUUUUAAAAAAAAACAAAACAAAACAAACAAAAAAAAAAACCCAAAAACCUACAAAAAAAAACAAAAAAAAAAAACCAACAACAAAACAACACAAAGCCAAGAGCCUCUGGUCGGACACCGCACUCAGUGGCACUUAAGCACUUUUUUUCAAGCUGACAGCAGCCCCGUGCCCCUCUGCCAGCCCCGAGGACAGUGGGAGCGGACCACAGCCAUGCCCGGUGCGGGGCGGAGGAGCUGCGUGCGGCCCCGGCUGGGAUUCCUUAAGUGCCAGUUCUGAGCCCGCUGCAGCUCUGGGACACUGCGGGGCGUGCGGGCGGCCCCCCCCGCCGGAGGACAGCGGGUCACUGUAGCAGGACAGACAAUAAAGAGCUGAAACUGCC